Brachypodium distachyon (stiff brome) is the source of this 1421-nucleotide messenger RNA. Its product is annotated as E3 ubiquitin-protein ligase At4g11680. The coding region runs from base 56 to 973 and encodes 305 amino acids. Lineage: Eukaryota; Viridiplantae; Streptophyta; Magnoliopsida; Poales; Poaceae. The transcript is spliced from 3 exons. The record is from RefSeq and is a predicted model, not a curated record.
UCGACGCGCGAAACCAAAGCAUGCCAAUGCCCCCUUCCUCCCCCCCACGACCGCAAUGCCGCCGCAAGCUCCGUCGUCAUCGGCGGCGACGACGCCUCCUGCAGGGACGAGCCGGGCAUCGGCUUUCACGAUGCGCGCGGUGGCGCGCAUGUCGAGGGCGCGGUGGUUCAUCUUCCUGCGGCGGGUGUACCAGUACCAGAACGGCCCGCGGUCCGACCUGGGCUCCAACCCCUUCAACUCGCCCGGCUGGCUCGCCCUCGAGCUCGGCGUGAUCGUCGCGCAGAUGCUCAUCACCACCGUCGUCGUGGUUUCCUCCCCCAAGGAGCGCCCCGCGUGGCCGCUCAGGCUCUGGGUCGCCGCCUACAACGUCGGCAACGUUCUCAGCCUUCCCCUCCUCUUCUGGCGCCACCGGCAUUCCUCAGCCGCCGGCCGCGGCGACGACCCCGAGAUGCACGGCGCCAGUGACGCUCUAAGGAACAGCUCGUAUCUGAUGAACAAGGCCAGGGCGUUCCUGGAGCUCUUCUUCGCGAUGUGGUUCGUCAUGGGCAACGUGUGGGUGUUCGACGCGCGGCUCGGGUCGUUCCACCGCGCGCCCAGGCUGUACGCGCUCUGCAUCGGCCUGCUCUCCUGGAACGCCAUCGUCUACUCGCUCCCCUUCCUCCUCUUCCUCCUGCUCUGCUGCUUCGUCCCGGUCGUCGGCUACGCCCUCGGCUACAACAUGAACUCGGCCUCCAUCGGCCGGGGCGCCUCCGACGAGCAGCUGGCCGCGCUGCCGCGGUGGCGUUUCAAGGAGCCCGACGUGCCCAGAGACCGCGAGCACGACGAUCAAGAAUGCUGCAUAUGCCUGGCGCAGUACAGGGAGAAGGAGGAGAUGAGGCAGCUGCCGUGCACACACAUGUUCCACCUGAAAUGUGUGGACAGGUGGCUGAGGAUCAUCUCCUCUUGCCCUCUCUGCAAGCAAGAGCUCGGCUGAUCGAUCCCUGCGCGCAUAUAUACGGCUCGGCGUAAUGGUGAUCGAUCCUGCAGUGGAGCUUGCAUUCUAAGCCAGGGAUGCGUCCGAUCGGAUGGCGCGGCGCGGUCGGAUGCAUGCACCACACCUCACUGAAACUCUUUCGCCAACCCUCUACUAACCUUAGACGCUGACAAGCGAUGGAUGCACUUCAGUUGCAGCGGGAGAUAGGUUAACCGGUUUAGGCAGGCGGGAAAUGUGUACAAGAAAUCCUCCUUCUCCUCUUUGUGAUUUUUAAUUUGCUCUGCACGCAUAUAGUUUUUGAGUAGUAAUUGAUGGGCAGAUGGCCUAUCGUCGCUCACCUUUCGGCUCAUGGUGCGAUGUCAACAUAGAAUUGUUACACCCCGUUCGGGCGUAAUGAAUUGGACACUGAAUUGGGGAAAAUAGUUGAACUGCACGCGUUUAGAUGCUA